GACUUAAAUGCUAAAAACGUGAUGGCAUACAAUGCAAACAGAUAUCAACCAGACAGAGGUAGAGCUGUCCAUAGGCCAACGAACAGGCAUGGUGCUGAUAAGCCAUCAGUUCUGGGGUCCCAUCCAUCGACCACUGGCAUCCCACCAUCCCAGCCGACACAUUCUGCUGUGCGACAUGAACCAAGGUCUGGUGCGCAUGCGUCUCAGUCCAGAACCGCAAGCCUGGGCUUACAGACGCCAUUGACACACCGCUCACAGCCCAGUCACAGCAGGGUAAAAUCUGGUGGUGGUUCCUCUGCAAGAGACAGUGCUUGUUACACAAACUAUAGAGAUACAGCUUAUACUGACAGGGAUUAUGUCGGGCAAAGGGAUCACAGAGCCAGGCCAUCUGCAACGAGUGUAAAAUCUAGUGUUGCUAAACGUGUUAACAAAAACCAUACUGAUUACUGGUAUAAUGACAAUGGAAGGGACCAAGCUGGUUAUGGAAACUAUGGAGAUACAGAUUAUGGUCAUGAGGAUUAUGGCAGACAUGACAGUUAUGUAGAUGCAGCUAAUGUUCUGGAUGACAAUUUAGUUGAAGAUUAUGGUCAGGAUGAACAUGGUAAUUACCACGACUUUAAAACAGCCUUCUAUGGAAACGCUUCAGUAGAAGACCAAGAUGUGGAGGCUGAACAAGCAUGGGAAGAUGCUGGUGAAGAACAAUUGGGCCAUGGUGCUGCUGAUAAUAAGUGGGUCACAGAGAGAUUAGAAAUUGAUGGGACGUUCGCUGAAGCAAGCCCAGCUAAGCAUAAAGCUACCCGAAUUAGACAAUUUUCUGCAACAGGCCAUGAUUCUGUCCACAGGGACCACAAAGCAUGGCAGGGGAAAAAACAUUUGCAGGUGAAAACAUUCCGGCAAUUGGAUCAAGAGUUAUCACAUCCCUCUUCUGAUCACCCCAUUCAAACCCACAGGAAGUCCCAUUCCAGGGAAAGUGUUUUUGAUGCUGCUCUUCAAGUGAGUAAUCAUGUGAAUCAAGUUUACAGGAGAACCCCGUUGUCUCAAGAAGCAUCGCCUUUACCAACAUAUGUUCCUGGUUUAAAUCGAUCAUCAGAAGUGACCCAGAGGCAUGUCUCUCAACAUGCUCAGGAGAAAACACUGGUCACAUCUCAAAGGCCUGAAUCAAAGAGCUACGUAGUAGAGUCUACAUUAUUUUCUGCAAACAAAAAAGGACUUUUACCAGAUCCUACAAAUUUAAAUCCAAUGCCAUUACCCUUAAAGAAGAAAAUGGAUCUACCUGAUCCAACAAAGGUGAACCCUAUGCUUUCAAAAUCUUCACAAAAAGAUUACAGGCAUAAUCAUUCAACAGUCAAAUCUCCAUUACUUCCAACACCAAUUGUAAAAAAAGCAACGAUACCACCAGCCAUGGAUAAUUUAAGGAAGAUGAGUAUCAGCCAUACAGAUGUUAUUGAAAUCAACUCUGAUAAUGAAGUGACUGUUGUGAAAGGUUAUAAUGAAAAUACUUCUAACAAAGAUUCUCUGAAACAUAUGAAUCAGGCUAGGGAAUUUCAAUGCACUAAGAAUCAGUAUGGAAAAAAAGUUGAUAAGUUAUCUUGUCAAAGUCAUGAUGUCUCUACUUUUGCGUCACUAAAACCUAAGUGUUCUGAAGAGUAUUCUCAUACAGGUGAUGAACAAAUUAAAGAAAAGAGUAAAUUUGUAAAAGAACAUACACCAAAUUCCAAUGUUCUCUUAAUAUCAACACAAGUGGAAAAAGAUGUAUUUGAAUAUUCACAUAAACGACAACAUAAAGUUUUAGUUAGGAAACCAUCAAUAGACAAUAUGAAUGCCAAUUCAAAUGUAAAAGAGGGACGUGGAGUAAUAAACAAGAAGCCAAAUGAUGUUUGCAGCAUCUAUGAAAGCAAAUUGCCAGUUGUAGUGGAAUAUGGUCAUGGUUCUGCUGCCGGUAUAUUGUCAAACAAUGUCCUUCAUGGAAGUGACAAACAGCCUAAAAUAUUCUCUCAGCAUACACCUUUGAUUUGUGAUGUGGGUCUAAAGAUGAAUUGUUCCAAUAAAGAGCUAGAUGUUAGUUUGAGAUCAGUUAGCACACCAGUUAGCGAGUUCAACUCCAAAGCAGUGGAUGAUGAAGCUAAAAAAAGACAGCUUGAACUUAAUGCAGCACUUUUGGCUCUUCAGGAAACAAUUCAAAAGGUUGGACAAGCAUUGAAGAUUAACAAAGUACCUGAAGUGAAUUCCAGUCCUGCGUCUGACAAUAAAAGUUUUGAUAAUAUUUUAUCACAAAAAUCGUCAACACUAACUAUUAAUGGAAAAGAAGACUAUAUUGAAAAAGUUGACAAAGAAGACAAUGCCAUGUCUCUAAUUGAAGAUUCUGAAAUGGAUAAUGGACCGGGUGAGCAUGAAGAUGAAAUUUGUGUUACAAACAAAGUGGAUAUGGCAUCAAAUUCUGCUGUAAAUGACACUGCAGCUCUAGAAACAAAUGGUCGACAGGGGAAACCAGUCACAGAUAAAACUAAUUGUAUGAGUCAGGAAAUAACACCAGUGGAUACAACUAAACCAAUAAGUUUAAAGAGACAAACUUCUAAUGAAAGUGUAGGCAUGGCAGAAAUGACUUGCACUGAAACAAAACAGACUGCAAAUGUAGCAGAAAAUAUAAAUUUUGACUCCCAUAAUGUCAAUGAUACCAAUAAAAGUUCAGAUGGUAAAAUAGAAUACAAGACAUACAAGGAAUGGAAAACUGCAAAAAUGGCACAAGAAGCCAAAGUUAAGGGUUCAAGCAGUGUUGAAAAUGAAAGAAACCAAGAGACAAGAAGCAAAGGUGUUGAGAGUGUAAGAGAGAAUGGAGGAAGUAGCAAGUCUUUUCCUAAAUAUCACAGAGAAGAAAUGGUAUCUUCAAGAGCUGCCACUGAUGCAUCAAAAUAUAGCCAUAGUAAAAGCAACGAUCAUAGAAGAGAAACAGAAAGAAGAGUUGACCAUGAAAGGAGAAAAAAGUCAUAUGACGACAUAAGAGAUCAUUCAUUAAGUGGAAGACGUAGAGAAUCACAGGAACAUGAAAGAGAUCAUAGAAGACAAAAUAAGAGGAAUGAUGGUGAUGCUUCAAAGAAAGCUGAAUCGUCAGUUUUGAAAAGGGACAUUAAUCCAGAGGAGGGUUGUGAUAGUAGAAAAACAAAUCAAACCAAUCAAGCAUCUCAUAAACCUGUAAGGCACUUCAGUAAUUUUCUGGAUGAACUUAGAGAUUCUCAAUCAGCAGAAGAACAUUCAGACACACGUAGCAGCAUUAAAGUGAAUGAGUCUAAUCUGGUCAAAAAAGAGGCUGUUGUUGGGGAGCAGUUCAUUCAAACAUUAGUUGCAAAACGAGGUGCCUAUGCAAGUUAUCUUUCAGAUGAAAGUUCGUCAGCUGAAAAGUCCACUCUUUCUAUUGCUGACAAAAGUACAGUGAUUAAAGCAGAAAAUAUUUCCCAUGUUAAAUCAGGCAAUGAAAACAUUCAGUUUAAAGAAACAAAGAUAAUUGUUGAAAAGCAUUCAGACGAAUCAAUAAAACACGAUUCAAAGCAAGAUUUAAAUGAAAAGGAGACAAAUAUAAAAGGCGAUAUAAAUGUAAGAGAUAGGAAAGACAGAAAAAGCUCUUCAGAGGGAAAACUACAUACUAAAAAUUCUGGAAAAGGGGAUAAACAUGAAAAGUAUAAAAUUGGUGAAAAAGAAGAAAGUAAUCAGACAGAUUUACCCCUGAGUAAACCUACCAAAAAAAUUGCCCGGGAUGUAAACUCAUCCCCUUGUGGACAAAUAAAAAAGCAGUGCUCCCUGAAUUUAGGAAAGGAAAAAGCAACAACUGACCCAGUAAGAAAUGAUAAGAAAGAUAAUGUUGGAAGUAAUAUGAAGUUAGAAUCAUCUGUAGAUCCCAGCACACCAGAACGAGUUUUUGACAGUGAUUCAAGUUUAAAUGACUUUGAUUUGAAAACAUCAAUACCAUUGUCCAAACAAUGGAACAGGUGUAUUUCAAAAUCUGAGGGUCAGAUUAAAACUGAAAAUAGGUCUGAUAUAGCUAAGAAAUUAGUAGUUAAGCUUGUUGACUUAAAAGACAAUCAACAGUUUAAAGACAAACUAUUUUUCUUUGAUAAAUGUAUUUCAAAUACCAAACAUGAACAACUACUCUCUGCACAAAAUGUCAACAAUACAGCUGAUUUAAACAGUCAGAAAGGACACGAAUUGAAACAGCAUGACGAAAGAAAUGUAAGGCACUCACAAAUUUCUGCUCAUAAAUUUGUUGAACACAAAGAAAAUGACAAAACUAGAAAACAUGACAAGUCAAAGGAUGGCAACAAAGUUUAUGAAUUAGAAGAAAAAGAAACACAUGAUAAAGGUUUAAAUAUUGUGGUCAAACAUGCAACUGAAAUUGAGAUGACAGAUAAAUCAGACAAGACAAUUAGAUAUUCUGAUAGCAACAAUUCGCGCAAAAGACAAAAAUCAAGUUCUGAGAGUAAGUCUUCCAGCUCAAGUUUGAAAAAAAAUCAAUCAAGUUACUUGUCAGAAUCUCAAAAACAUCAACAAAAAGGCAAGGAAAAAGAUACAGGAUCAAAGGAAAGCAAGAAAAUUGAUGAAGAUCAGAUGAGGAGCAUUACUCAAAAGAAAGGUGAGGUAAAUGAAAGAAAUAUGUUUUCAUCAGACUCUGAUGAUGAUUCUCAAAGCAGCAUCUUUGCAAAAAUAAAUUCUUUCCUUAACAGAGACAGGCGGAAGCUGCUUUUAAAAAAGACAACACAGAAAGACAGAAAACCUUAUACAUCAGAAAUUUCUCUCAAAGCUAGCAACAUUUUUCAGUCAGAUGACAAUGUUUCUGAAACCUCUUCAUCAGAUAUUGAAGUUGAUAGCAAGAAAUUUAAUAAAGAAAGUCCAAAGCUGCACAGUGUAAAACAUUUAAAAAGGAUAAAUGAUAAAACUGUGUGGAAAGGUACAGUUUUGAAGUUUCCAAAUAUAAAAAUAGAGAAUUUGAAUGAAAACAGUAUGAAAGAAUUAAGUAAAAAGCUAAGAAAAGGCGAAAAUUCAGUAAGUAAGAAAAAUAUUAAUAAAUCUUUAGAGGAAGAUAAAUCAAGUGACGUACUGAACAGUGAUUUUGAAAUAAAUAUAGUUGAAGAAAGUGAUCAUUCCGACGAGGUUAACAUCUUAGUGGAUGCUCAGAGUAAUUCGAGCAAACAUGUUUCAACAAGUUCAGAAAUAUCUUUUAUCAGUUCACCUGAAAUUUCUAUGUUUACUGGGUCUGAAAUUGACUGUACAGACAGAAAUGUUUUUGAAAUGUUAGGUCUUCCAGAAACAACAGUUGAUGUGUAUCAAGAUGAAAAUGCAAACCUUCAAUGUUACACUGCUGUUCCUAACACCACAGAAAAUGAAAGUGCCACUGCUCCAGCUAACAGUGGUAAAACUGGUUUAAAUAAUGCGGCUACAUUUAAAGUUUGCAUUCAAACAAUAGCAAAUAGGGACACUUUUGAUAUGCAAGGCAGGAAGACAAAAACAAAUAAAACAAGCAAAACUUUGUCUGAAACAAAUCUUGUUUCAUUGCCAUCAAUUUCUAAUAAUGCAAUAAAUUCUGGUGAUAAAUUAAAAACAAUCAAUAUGGCGGACAAUUUUCGAAAUAGUGAUGCUGAUGUUAUAAUCACAAAGCCACAACUAAACAGGGUUGAUUCAAAUGCAACCACAAUGUCUGAAACAAGCGUUUCAACAGUAGAUGAUGCUGGCUAUGUUGAAAUAGAUAAUGGUUCCAGCGUUGAAAUGGGCUUGGAAUAUAAUAUUGAAGAACAGGAUGAGACAGUACUGGGUGCUUUGGAAAAUGCUCUUUGUGAGCAUUUUGAAAUGGAAGAUGAAGAAUUGGAGUAUGAUUCAAACCAAAAUAUGGUUGAGCAUACUGGUGAUUCAUAUACACUCAAUGAAACAAUAAAAGAUUCAAGCUUUGUCAGUGAUGGAAGUUCAAAUGAAUAUCAGAAUUCAACCAGCAUUGUUGGUUGUAAGGAAGAGCUGCAAAUAGCAUCCACGCACAAUUCUACAGAAAAUAAUUGUCCAAAUGGUAUUUCCUGUGAUGAUAAUAACAAAAUGAAUGUUCCUUUAACAAGAAAAAAUAUUUUCAAAAAGAACGAUGACAAGAAUUCCCAACAUGAAAAUAAUCCUGAAGAGAUCUUAAUAAGCGCUGAUUUUGGUGAAGUGAAAAGAAGUAAUACAUGUACAACAUUACACUCAGAUAUUGAUGCUAUAAUGGGAGAAUCUUCAUCAAUUCUACUGGAUGAGUCAGGAGAUGAGGGUGACAUUGAGGACAACGUUCCGAUAUUAAACCUUGUAGUGCCUUUGUCUGAUGAUGAAGAUUUCAGUCAAUCUCAAGAUCUCUUUGCUGACAUAGAAAAACAUUUUGACAAAGAUAUAGAAAAACAUGUUGACAAAGACAUUAAAACAUCUAAAGAUGACAUUAAGGGUAAACAGUCUAGUGCUGAUUUAUCAAAAACUGAAUUACAAACACAGAAUGAUGACUGUCCUAACCAAAAGGAGGAUGGAAACCCUUUGGAGCAAGGUAUUGCAGGUUAUCCAACAAGAAUCAUCAAUGAUAAUGUGGAGUUCCAUGCUGGGAACAACACCCCAGAAACUGAUCAGAACAUGCAUGAAUUUGCAGAAGGUCAGUUUGAUAUAGAAGUAAAAGACGAGCCAGUUUGGUUAAAAUUUGGUUACACGCAAGAACCUGAUACUAUCUUUCUAAGUGACACUGAUGAUGACCUCAUUAUGUCCAUUUCACAGCCUGUGAUUAACUUAGUGUCCAGUGAUGAAGAAUCGCAUAAUGGAACGAGAAGUACCAAGAAUGCUACAGAGUCACAAGGCUUUGUUGUUAAAGUGAAGCAGGAGAAAGAUGGCCUUAGCGGAGACUCACAAACUAGGAAAACUUAUGGGGAAAAUGACGUUGAGAAUUUUUCUGAUGACUGGUCUGAUGAGGGAAGUGAUUUUGAUCCUGAUGAUAUUUUCAACCCAAGCCAAAGUCUGUUGUAUACUUCCAAGAUUACUGAUGAUGAUAAUGAAUCAAAUAUUUCUUCAGAUGAAGAUAUCUUUUUGUCGCAAGUCCCAAAAGAAAGUGCAGUUUAUAAGCAAGAGCUGAAAACUGAAGAGCCAUGCCUAGACAUGCAUAAUUAUGAUUCAGAUGAAAAGAAUGAUUUUGAAUCUGAAGAUGAUGAUUUUCUUGUAGAUGCUUUGAUGUCAGUCCAACAAAAGAAGGUCAUCAAUGCUGCUGUUGGAAUGAAAGACAUAACUGAUGGUGAGAAACUGAAAGUUUUCACCAAAAAAGAAUAUAAUAAAACAAUUAUUUUAGACGAGUCCAAUGCUCAAAUAGAUGGUGAUGAAAUCAGUGACAAUGAGAUGCCUGUGUUUGAUUAUCAUUCUGAACAUUUCUUUCAAUCAGAUACUAUCAAAAGCUGUGAUGAAAAUGAAAGCUCUGGAGUUCAUAUAAAUGAAGUAAAUAGAACUACUGCUGAGAAUAAAUAUGAUAAAAACAUCAAUUCUGGGGAAAUUACUAGCACUCUGACUAACCAAAACAUUGAUGAUAUCACUGAUCUUUCCCGGUGGAAAGAAAUUGUACAGGAAGAAGUAAAUAAGAAUAAGAUAUCAAGUACAUGUACCAAAGAUCAUGAACUGUCAGAUAUAGAACUCUCUGAUUAUGAAUUUGAUGACCCACAAAAAGCUGCAUACAUACAGGAUACACAAGUAGAAACUAAACGAAGGUUCUUGUCUGGAAAUAUAGAACUCUCAUUCUCCAGCUUUUCUGAUGAAGAAAAUAAGGAUUUAUAUAGUGAAACUACUCAGGUCAUUCCUGAAACAUUAAGUGGUAAGGAUAAUUAUGCUGUUGACCAUUUCUAUGUGCAAACACAAGUUGAUUCAUCUUGGAAGGGCAAAAAGUAUUCAAAUAGAUUGAAACCUUUUACUGAUACUGAUGAAAAUACUUUCAAUGCAGAGAAAUAUUGCAGUCAGAUAAAAACCGAUUCAUUGAAAGAGAACAAUGCUUAUGAAAUUUCAACUCAGAUUAACAAACAUCUAGAUGUAUCCCACAAUAUUUCAACUGGUAUUGACUUGAGAAAACAAGAUCUUAAAAAGGCAUAUAAUACACCUACGCUUAUGGAUGAUCUUGUUUUUACUUCUGAUGAGGACAGUAGGGGAAGUGCGGGCUCAAAGCAAAGUGAUCGGACCACCAAUUCAUCCAAAAAAAAAAAUGUUGAAAAAGGAUAUAAUACCCAAACACAGAUUGAUGACCUUGUGCUUUCUUCAGAUGAGAACCAUAGAGAAAGUGAUGCCUCUAAGCCAGGUAAACUGACUGUGAGUAACCUUGCUACUGGUGGCAAAUACGUGACAGCUACUCAAGUUAAAAAUACUAGUGAUAAUGAUGAUGAUCCGUAUAGUGCUGCUACACAAAUUGAUGUAACUGAGCAUGAUUUGCUUGAUGAAGAUAAUGAUGAAAAGUAUUUUAAUGCAACUCAGAUUGACUCAGAUGGUGAUACAAUCAAGGUGGACAAAAGAGAUCAUUAUGAUGAAAGAUAUUUUGAUGCCACUCAGAUUGACUCUGGAGAAGAUGAAAAUACUAUGAAUGACAACAAUUAUUAUACGUAUGGAAUGGAAACUCAGGUUAUAAACAUAAGUGACAGCAAUAGUGAGAGCAGUGCUGAUGGCUGGGUGGAAACUCAACUAGAUGAUGAUUUAGAUCUUGAUGACUUACCCGACGUGGGGGAUGGAAUGAACCCAUACCAAAUAGCUACACAAGCUGUUACAAUGGAGGCAGUAAUUGACAAACAAGUUGAGCCAACUUCUGAUGUAGCCCCAUCAGCUAGCCAGCUAAAACGUUCCAGAAGUGAAAUUCAAUCUGAAUCCUCAGAGCAAAGUACUGCUACAGCUAAGAAGCCUAGGCUUUCUUUAUCAUCGAAGCGAUCAGUUUGUUUUACAGAACCACAGAAAAUCAAAUCUAUUGCAGAAAAGUGGGCCUCUGGAGUACUUGUUGGUAAAUCUGGAAAUAGCCUUAACUCCACAAGUACAAGCGGCACUGCAAAAACUAUUGAAGGAAAUUACGUGACCAUGUUAGAUGCAACAAAGGCCAGCAUGUGGCUGUCAAAGAAGGUGAUUUCAACAAAAGAAGGCUUCAAGAUUGGAAAAGGUAAAGCAGGAAGGAAAAAGCGUGGAGAGAGUGUGGAAGAUAAACUGAAGGCAAAAAUGGCAGAAGCAAGAAGCCAGUUGAAAGAACGGAACAUGCAUACCAAAGUCAACCCUGGAAUUAUUCCUGAUAAACACAGACACCGAGAGAUUCCCAGUACAGCUACUGAUGUGGAUGAUGUUAACUUGCCCACAUGCAGCCAGAUAGUAGAAAAGGGUCUACCAAUUCUUAACUCCACAGGCCUGCUUACUAGAAAACGCCAUGCUUCGGCAGAAGUUUUGAGCUCUUCAGAUUUAUGCACUAAUACAAGGACAGCCACAGCAGAUAUAUCUAUUGCAAGCACAACAAUCUCAAGUGUCCCUAUAGCAACCACAUCAGUUGUUAGUUUACCCAGGACCACAGUUUCAGAUACAGUACCUAAACCAAAAAUAUCUGGUGCUGACUUCAUGAUUGGCAUUCCUGAUCAGCAAAGAGCCCAUGAACUGACUUCAUUUGGAAAAAACAAAGAUGACAAAAGUGCAGUAAAGAGGAAAGAUUCCACUGAAAGUCAUGAAAAAGAAAACUCGACUGAAGUUAAAACAAAAAGAGUAAGAUUUGAAUCAGAGGAUCCUAAGAAACAUGAAACUGUUGGUAGGCAAAGACACAAAACUGAUUCGCAUAUCAGAGUUUCUGGUAGUCAAAAUUUUAAAGAAAACAGAGUGAAAAGUGUUAGUACUUCAACUGAUAUUCAAGUGCCCACUACUAAAACUUCACAGGAUCUUCAAGUGCCCAGUGUUCCAAUUUCAAACGACAGUGCAAUUACGAGCAGUAUUACUUCAACGAAUAUUCAAAUGCCUUAUAGACUUAUUUCAAAUGAUAUUUCUCGGGUCAGUAGUGCUUUUAGAUCAGGGGCUGUUACAAACGCAACGUCAGUGCCUUCUGUGCCAACUGAUAGGCCAAGAAGUAGACCUCAGAUUAGUCAUAGUACGUCUACACAUGUGCCUUCAGAGCUUCUACUUAAGAAAUCAAGUUAUGUUCAACCAGCAGCCAUGCCCCCCAGCUCUGUUGCCAACUACAACAUCAAUUCAUCAAGCGACUGUCAUGUGAUUAGUAGUACAGGGCAACCACAAGGGAGACAACCCUUUCAGCCUCUUCAGCAAAGCACGACACAUAUAGCGACUUUCUCGUCGACCAAUAGGGUGAUGAUGCCUCUCAAUAUGGUGGACAAAAAUCUGAUGUUACACUGGGACGACUUCUUGAAGGAUAUCUUGAGGUGGAAUCCAGAAUGGUUUGAUGAAAAAUUGAAAUUUGAAAAUGAUGGAAAAUCAAAGAGAGUUGCAGCACCGCCAGUUACCAGUAGCAACCAAGCAUUGUUCCCACUUUUGAGGCGUUACCAGAGCUACAAGGAAUACACCGUGGACUUCAUGUUGCCACUAUUGCUGCAUGAGACUUGGGAAACUUGUUACAAUGACUGGCGAGAAAAAAAUGAUAAGAAAGCUCGCCACCAAAUGAUGUUCUCCCAUUCUGAACCGCACAGGGUGAAAGCGAUUGCUGUUUACAUUUUGCAUGGCCUUAUCAGUGAAACAGAGUGUUUCCGUGGUAACUACAUCAAUGAUGGUGACCUAGUGAAGCUGGUGGUAAACGGUAAAAUGGAGUUGGAGAACGGAGUAAAGAACCUUACCUACAAGAUGACAGGUUACCUGGAAAAGGUCACCUUUAGAAAUAUAUCCGUGGAGAAACUGUGUGCCCACAAUGCAGAUAUGGCCAAGUUGAGACCAAGCAAUGCGAUCUCGAUGACGAUGCACAUUUUGAUUCGAUUGAGGAAAUUUUGUCCAGAUGAGAAACAUCUUAUUACUUUAGAGAGGAUCAGCCCUUUGGUGAACACGCGGCGCCAGUUCACUGCCCUGUCCUGCCUUUCACGGAACCCUCUUUGCCCUCACCUGCUCUUCCCCACUGGCAAUACAACGUAUUGCGACCUGGCGCCACCCAGUAUUGCAGGGGUCCAUGAUAAAUACAACACAAGCCAGUCUCGUGCCAUUAACACGGUAGAGAAGAUAUCCAAACUGCCAGACAACCUAGCUCGUGUGGUGCUUUUACAGGGCCCGCCUGGUACGGGCAAAUCUCACACCAUCAUUGGCGUCAUCAAGAGGAUUGUGCAGAGCAGCAAGGGUGGAGCUCGUAUCUGCUUGUGUGCACCGUCCCACUCUGCGGUAGAUGAGUUGUUACGAAGACUUGUAAGGCUCAACAAGGAGGGUUCACAAUCUGGGUCCUGUGAUCCAAUCCGGAUAAUCCGCCUGGGCAAACAUUGCAGCCCUGAUAUUAAGGAUCUGCUGCUAGACACACAGGUCAACAAGGCAAUUCAUAAAGAGCUUGUGGAGCAGCGUCUGAGUCAGUUGCCAGCCAGCAUUCAAGGCGAGCGCCACACCCUUGACACCAAGAUAGGCACGCUCAAGAAACAGCUCGCAGCUAAACAAGAUCAGAUGCAGAAAAUGAAAUUGAAGAACGACCUGAAGAAGUUGGAGAAAGAGAAACAUGUUAUAGACAGCAAGUGUGCAAUUGACACCUCUAAGACACCUAUCGAUCCUAGAAAGGAGCGUGAAGUGCGACAUCGCCUCAUCAUGGGUGCCCACGUGGUGGCAGGGACGCUCAGCAGCAUGGGAAGCCAGGCAGUUAAGAGUCUAUUCAGUGUCCAUGCAGGACAGGACAAGCUGGCAUUCACGUGCAUCAUUGUGGAUGAGGCCACUCAGGCUAUAGAGCUGGACACGUUGAUCCCCCUGCAGUAUGGCAGCACCAAGCUUGUCCUUGUUGGCGAUCCAGAGCAGCUGCCUCCAACUGUCCUGUCACAGACUGCCUUGGAUAUGAAAUUCAACAUGUCCUUGUUUGAGAGACUGGACGGUCAUUUCAAGGACAAGGACAGCAGCCCAGUGAUUCUACUGGACGUUCAGUACAGGAUGGAUCCUGAGAUAGCCUUCUUCCCCAACCAAUACAUAUACACUGGGAGGAUCAGGAAUGACAAGUGUGUGAUGGACCGUUCAACCUUCCCACUGGUUCCCUAUCUGCUCUUCAACAUUUUGGAGGGGAAAGAACUCUUCUCCCAACACUCAAGAUCUAUGUCCAAUCAGAUGGAGGCAGAGUUUGUAGCAGAGCUGUGUCGGUGUAUAGUGCACAGCAAAUGCAAGGUCACAGAGAAGAUGAUUGGUAUCAUAGCCCCCUACUCAAAGCAACGAGACGAGAUAAGUGACAAGCUUAAACACAGGAGGCUGGAGACUAUAGAGGUUUGCACUGUGGACGGGUUCCAAGGUAGAGAGAAGCAUGUGAUCAUCAUGUCAUGUGUCAGAGCCAACCUUGGAAAGAAUGUUGGGUUUGUUGGCUGUCGGAAGCGUAUGAAUGUGGCAUUGACUAGGGCUAAAUAUGCCAUGUAUAUUGUUGGACAUUUCCAAUCACUAGAGGGCAAUGAUGAAUGGAAUGCCAUGGUCACCGAUGCCAGAAAUAGAAACAAGAUUGUCGCGGUGGAAGAGUCGUCAUUGGCGACGGCUUUGAAAUCGUGCUUUAAACUGGCUUCUUGAACCGACAGAAGAUAACAGUUUGGGUACAAAGUUAAGGAAAAAGAGUGGGAAAAAGUAAUGCCGACCGUACAUAAUAAAAUAAUUGUUCUUGAUAGCUCAUGGUCUGUAUUUCAGAAAAAAAGCCUGACGGAGCAAUUUUGGUUAUUAUGAUUUAUCAUGCAGCUUGGAUCAUUGAAUUUCCGAAAAACCAAACUGAAAGUGACACACAACCUGGGUUGUGAGUUAACUUAUAGGCAGCAUAAACACAUUACAUGUGUUUAUGUAUAUAUAAGUUCGAAGCAAAGUGGUUGACUUCAUGAGACGAUUCUGUGAAAUCCACUAUUCCUCAUAGAACCAAGCUCUGCUGGUUGUAGAGAUUAUUCCGAUACAUUUGUAUGAAGACAGUGAAUAAUAUUAUAUGUGGUUUGUGGCUGAGAUAAUUGUCAUGUGGAAUAUAAGGAGAGCAAUAAGAAAUUUGUGUAAGGUUUGUUGGAAUUGUUUGAGUUUAAGUUUGAUUAUACACUCCAUAACUAGUACUUAACUACAUGUAUGUAGAACAUAUAGAUAAACUGAGUUACCUCUUACGUUAUAACCAAUAAAGUUCCUAAUUUAUGAUACAUCCAUUAAUGUACUUAAUUGUUGUACAUGUAUAAAAUUACUGAUUUUUGGUACACUGAUGAAUGUACCAAUUACAGGUACAUCCAAUAAAGGUACUGAGAUGUGGUACAGCAAAUUUAUUACUGCAUGUUGGUACACUUAUUAAAAGUAUUUUGUUAUGCUUCACUAAAUUACCAAUUUAUUGGCAUCACAACCACGUCAUUCUGUGAUCUCUGUUGUUGUUGGGGUUUUUUUUGGAGGGGGGCUUGCUGAAAUAUGUUGUUGUAGUCAUAUGACUGUUGGAAUGCAGAUUACUACUACAUAUCGUUUAUAGCAUGAGACUGUGUUAAGUCAGUUUGAGUAAGUACUUCUUAGUACUUAAGACUGACACAUCUUUGGGCGAGAUUUAAAAUCAUUUAGAUACGAUAAGACGUUUGAAGACUUGUUUUGUAUAUAUAUGAAGUUGUGUUAAUAUGUACCGCUUUAGUGAGUAAUUUGGUAACAUAUGUAAAUAAAGCACCAUUUUCUGUAAUGUUUGUGUAUGAUUAUUUCAUUGUUUUUUCUGAAGCAGCUAGUCAUUGACAAUGUUCAUUGUUUAUUGUGUGAUUACAGUAUUGUUGAUGAUUAUCCCUUUACCACUUAGAUAUGUAUUUUGAAGCAUGUGUAGUGCCUUAGAAAGUUUAAUUUAAUUAAAGGCCUUUCUUACUAGAUUCAAGUUUUUAAGGCUUCUUCUCCAAACCUUAGAUAUUGAUGAGCAGCAAACAGCAUAAAACCUGAACAAAAUGUUACUUAUUCGCAAGCUGUUCUGGUUUUAUACUGUUUGCACAAAGCCAUUUUCACUUUGUUUCUUAUAGUGUGAAAGGGUUAAAUGUUAGUGUAUGCAUUUAACUGGUUUCGAGAUUAAUUCAAAGUUUUUUAAACAUGUUUUUUACGACAAUACUUUUGUAACUCAGAUUAAUUGUGACUCAUUAAGUGCUACCUAUGUAUGUUGGAAAUUGUCUUUUUUCACUUUUAAGACAUUUGUGUGUUGUUGUUUAUGAAUGUAUGAACUUAAACGUGUCUUUUCAAAGACUUGAUAGACCUUUACUUGUUAGAAUUGUUUGUAGUAACAAUGCUUUAACUCUUAUUAAAAUAUAAUCUGUCAAACAAUAUUUUUGCAAAUUUAACUAUCUUUUGGAGCUAAUACAUGUAUCUACCAAAAUGGUACAUGUGUUAACACUCUGAAGGUACCUUGCAACUUUACUUGUCAUCUUUUUAUGUCCCCCAGUAUUGUUUUUGCCCUGUCUGUUGGUUGGUUUGUUGGUUUGCAUCAAACUUUAACAUUUGCCAUAACUUUUGCAAUAUUGAAGAUAGCAACUUGAUAUUUGGCAUGCAUGUGUAUCUCAUGGAGCUGCACAUUUUGAGUGGUGAAAGGUCAAGGUCAUCCUCCAAGGUCAAAGGUCAAAUAUAUGGGUCAAAAUUGCUCAUUUACUAUACACUAUAACUUAGUAACGACUUCUCAAAUGCAUAUGGAACUGCACAUUUUGAUUUGUACAAUGUUAAGGUCAAGGUCAUCAUGAAAGGUCAAAGAUCAUUUACAAAGGUCAAUUUUCAUUUUAAAUAUGCCAAAACGUCAGUACCACUUUAUACAAAAACUUUAUAUUUGACAGGCAUGUGUUACUCAUACAGCUGAACAUAUUAAUCAGUGACAUGUCAAGGUCAUCCUUCAAGGUCAUAUACUUAAAAAUGCCUAAACUUUUUUUAACAAUUGUACAUAGCAUGUCAAACAUUUGCCAUAACUUUUGCAAUAUUGAACAUAGCAACUUCAUAUUUGGCAUACAUGCGUAUUUCAUGGAGCUGCACAUUUUGAGUGGUGAAAGGUCAAGGUCAUCCUUCAAGGUCAAGGUCAUCCUUCCAGGUCAAAGGUCAAAUAUAUUGGUCAAAAUUGCUCAUUUAAUAUACACUUCAUAGCAACUUGAUAUUUGGCAUGCUGGGGGGCAUAGUGUUUCUCAAUUACAUCUUGUUUAUAAUAUAGAUCAAAUAUAUAUGGACAAUCACAUGUAUUGGUUUCACUACUUAACUUUAAAAUGCAAGAACAGUACAUUUUGCAUUAAUUUCAUAAUUCAUGUAAGAGUUAUACAUUACUGGUACCUUUGGUCUACUUGUGUUGAAAUGACAGUUUAAAACAUUUUCAAUACAGUUUCCAUUUAGAGAAGUUUUUUUUUAAAUGCUCAGAUCUACCUACUGACUACAUGCAUGUUUAAUUACGCUGAUACACGGUUGUUAUUGGUUAAUAAGACACUUUAGGUAUGACAAAAAAUACUGCAGACUCAAUCUGGGAAAACCUGGCCUAUGUCUAUGCAUGUGCGAAAAGUAUAGUCUCAGAUUCGUGGCCGUUAAUCACGCGCGCCACCUCUUUUUGAGAUAUAUUAAUAAAUGAGCCAAUACUACUUCCGAGGUGGCGCUCAGGUGCGGAUGUUUUGAAAUUUAACGGAUAAUUUUACAGGGCUGUAAGGAUAAAUAUGUUUUUCAACAAAUUUCGCAUUAUUUUAUAAUAUCGGCCAAUGUAGUGCGAUUCAGCAAUUAUAAAUGCAUCUAAAAAUGUACAGAAACAUAUAAUCACAACCCAUUUUGAAACGUGAGGACCUUUAUAAGUUGUGGCAUGGUACAUUUCGUAAAAGCAAAUCAAUGUUUUUUGCCUGUGUGACGAGCAAAUUCCGAGCCAAUUAAAUCACUCAGUACAUAAAGCAAUUGCUUUGAACCUGUACAAUUUAAUAAGUGCACAACAACAUCGGCUUCUAGUCGAUCUAAUAGAUAAAUUUGCAUUUUUCCAAAAAGAGAUGGAACCAAUGCCAAGGAGGUGGCGCUAAGAUUAUGAGGUGGCGCCAAUGCACAUGUAUAGCUAUUUUAAAGUAAAAUAUUUUAUGUAAUGGUUUCUAUUAUAUUUACAGGGCUUACAUUAUUUUUUGUAAGUUGACUACUUCAGCACAUUUGAGUCACGUGCUUUUUUAAUUAGAAAAAGUAGUUUGAGAAUAUUGGAUUUAAAUUUUAGUCUUUGUAAGAUAUCAGCAUUUAACAUGUAUUAUACAAAAAGUUAACGGAAAAAGUUUGAGCUAUUUUAUUAUUAUUAUUUUAGAGUUGAUAGUGGGAAAAACAAACAUAUAUAAGCCUAAUUAAGAUUCUUUGACCUUGGUCUUUUAGUAAAUUAAGCAUUUGGAUUAAGGGCCACAAAUCAUCAAUUCAAGAAGUAGUAUUAUCUUAUAUUUAUUUCGUGAAUUAUCAUACUUUAUACAAAUAUUGCUAUGGAUGAAUUAUUUUGAUAAUGUUGAACAUUAAGUUAUUGGUUUUAUUGAGUGUUUUAAAUUUUUGUUAUAUAUCGCACUAUAUGUUGUAUUCAUGUUGGUGACUUCUUAAAUGAGUUGAUCACUUAUAUAUUUAAAAAACUACAUCUUAUUUAUUAAAAAAUUUUGCCCUUCGUAUGUACGUUGAAAAAUAAAGCAAAUAUAACAAAUAACAUUAUCUAUCAAAUGUACGUCAUGUGAGAAUGUCAUUGCGAUACGACUGUUAGUUGAUACAUCAUGCAUUGGCGCCACCUCCUAUCAUAAGCGCCAUCCCCUAAGCAUUGGCUCCAUCUCUUUUAGAAAAAUGCAAAAUGAUCUACUAAGUCGGCAAGAAGCCAAUAUAUUUGUGCAUGCAGCAAGUAAUGUAUGUUGUACGCAAUCGGUUGAUGCCGUUAGCAAUAAAUUGGGUGGAAAUUUUCUCGUCACACAGGAAAAACUCAUCGAAAUGCUUUUAAAACCCCACCAUGCCACUACUUAAAAGGUUCUCACAUUUUUAAACGGAUUGAGAUUUUAUGUUUCUGCACAUUUUUGCAUGAAUUAAUCUUCGCUGAAUCGCACUACAUUGCUCGAUUUUAAAAAUAAUGCAAAAUAUGUUGAAAAAACAUAUAAAACCUAAUCACCCUAUACAUUAUCCAUUAAAUUACAAAAUAUCCGGGCUGAAGCGCCAUCUCGGAAAGUGCAUUGGCUCAUUAAUUAAUGCAUCUCAAAAAAGAGGUGGCGCGCGUAAUUAACGGCUGUUAGAUAAGGGUGUGCAAUCCGUCCAAGCUAUUUUCCGCCUUGAAUUGUAUUUUGUUAAGCAGAGACCUCCGUAACACAAAAAAUUAAAAAAAUAGUUAAAUGUCAUAAACUGCAAAGGCUAAUCUGGGAUGAUACUUUACGCACAUGCAUAAAGCCUGGUUUCCCCCAAAAUGCUGCUCAUUUUUAUGCCCCCUUUCGAAGAAGAGGGGGUAUAUUGCUUUGCUCAUGUCGGUCUGUCGGUCCGUCCACCAGGUGGUUGUCAGACGAUAACUCAAGAACGCUUGGGCCUAGGAUCAUGAAACUUCAUAGGUACAUUGAUCAUGACUCGCUGAUGACCCCUAUUGAUUUUGAUGUCACUAGGUCAAAGGUCAAGGUCACCGUGACCAGAAAUAGUAAAAUGGUUUUUGAAUGAUAACUCAAGAACGCAUACGCCUAGGAUCAUGAAACUUCAUGGGUAGAUUGAUCAUGACUUGCAGAUGACCCCUAUUGAUUUUGAGGUCAAAGGUCAAGGUCACGGUGACCCGAAGUAGUAAAAUGAUUUUCGGAUGAUAACUCAAGAACGCUUUUGCCUAGGAUCAUGACACUUCAUAGGUACAUUGAUCGUGACCCGCAGAUGACCCCUAUUGAUUUUCAGGUCACUAGGUCAAAGGUCAAGGUCACAGUGACAAAAAACGUAUUCACACAAUGGCUGCCACUACAACGGACAGCCCAUAUGGGGGGCAUGCAUGUUUUACAAACAGCCCUUGUUGUUUUUUUUCUAUUAAAGAUCAUCUUAUAAAUGACCACCACACCCUCACACUAUACACCCCACCCCUCACCCCAAAAAAAUAAUUCGUAUGCCCCCUGUAGAGUUGCAUAUAGCAGUUGAACUGUCCCUCAGUAUGUCAGUCAGUCUGUCUGUCCGUCCGCAAAAAACUUUAACAUUGGCCAUAACUUUUUCACUUUUUAAGAUAGCAACUUGAUAUUUGGCAUGCAUGUGUAUCUCAUGGAGCUGCACAUUUUGAGUGGUGAAAGGUCAAGGUCAUCUUUCAAGGUCAAAUGUCAAAUUUAUGGUGUCUGUCCGUCUGAAAACUUUAACAUUGGCCAUCACUUUUUCAAUAUUGAAGAUAGCAACUUGAUAUUUAGCAUGCAUGUGUAUGCAUGGAGCUGAACAUUUUGAGUGGUGAAAGGUGAAUGUGAAGGUCAUCCUUCAAGGUCAAAUGUCAAAUAUUUGGCGUCUGUCCGUCCAAAAACUUUAACAUUGGCCAUAACUUUUUUAAUAUUGAAGAUAGCAACUUGAUAUUUGGCAUGCAUGUGUAUCUCAUGAAGCUGCACAUUUUGAGUGGUGGAAGGUCAAGGUCAUCUUCAAGGUCAAAAAAAAAAUCAAAGCGGCGUUCUCAUGAAGCUGCACAUUUGGAGUGGUGUAAGCUCAAGGUCAUCCUUCAAGGUCAAGGUCAUCCUUCAAGGUCAAAGGUCAAAAAACAAACAUAAAAUUUCAAAGCGGCAUUAUGAUGAAGCUGCACAUUUUAAGUGAUGGGAGUUCAAGGUCAUGGUCGUUCUUCAAGGUCAAGGUCAUCCUUCAAGGUAAAAAAAAAAUUCAAAGCGGCGUUAUCAUGAAGCUGCACAUUUUGAGUGGUGUAGGUUCAAGGUCAAGAUCAUCCUUCAAGGUCAAGGUCAUCCUUCAAGGUCAAAAGUCAAACAAAAUAUAAAAAAAUUAAAAGCGGCAUUAUCAUGAAGCUGCACAUUUUGAGUGGUGGAAGUUCAAGGUCAAGAUCAUCCUUCAAAGUCAAAAAAAAUAAUAUAAAUUUCAAAGCGGUGUU
Messenger RNA from Dreissena polymorpha, 19123 nucleotides. RefSeq lists its product as uncharacterized. The record is from RefSeq and is a predicted model, not a curated record. Gene Ontology annotation, molecular function: 5'-3' DNA helicase activity; ATP hydrolysis activity. Lineage: Eukaryota; Metazoa; Mollusca; Bivalvia; Myida; Dreissenidae. The coding region runs from base 22 to 12690 and encodes 4222 amino acids. The transcript has 24 exons.